CGAGCUUCAAGUGGUUUAUUAGACACCACAUUUGCCACUGACAGGAUUUUUUCUCCCGGGUAUGGCCUCAAAGAGGAACAGUUUAAUGAUCGAGGAGUGGGGCAGGUAGCGCUGUUAGAGGUUCAGCAGCAUUCAGGCUCACCUACUUUAACUCAUUCUGAAUUGCCUCAGGCCAACACUGCCCAUACUUCAUCUGAUUCACCCCACAUUUCUGCUCAUCUUUUGGAGGCUGAUAUAGAUAUGGAGGCAGUAGAGGCAGGAACCGAACUAGGGGUUGAGCGUCGGGGUUUCCGACUAUUCGGACGAACUGCUCCCAUGGACUUUUUCUGUCGUUCUGACCAAAUGGCCUUGGCUUCUGUCGGUCCACUUGUUACUAAUGAAUCUGGACUAAAGAGGAUGGAACUCGUUUCCUCAUCUGAGGCUGCUUGUUGUUCAAACGUUUGGCGUGUUUCCUCUGCAACAUGCUUAAGCCGAAAAAAAACUGGAGCCCAAUUGUCUUGUGGUAGCUCGCUUCUUUCUGACGGACCAUAUGAUAAAAAUUCCCCGACUCUCUAUUCGCUUGGUGACGAACAGACUACUUUUCUCGGAGAAACACAGCAUCGUCUAGCCCAUUCACCUGAAGAUGGUCUCGAUAGGCAAUAUGAUCCGGAUUUUGGGCUGAUAGAUAGCGAGGUUGGUGGCCCAAUGUUGGAAGUUGAUAGUGAGCAUGCUGCAAUAGAUGCACGUUUGGUCGGGGCCACUUUAUUAGAAGAGGCUAGUCGCAGCAACAAUGAGGGAAUAAACAAUGAUGCUACAAAAGACGAAUCAGGUUUAACACAGACUACACUAUAUAAAGUAUUGGGAGGGCCUUUACCAAGCAGGGCGCUGAACAGGUGCGCAGCACAGGGCUCUGUACUCGAACUUGCUGAUAUGAAUCUAGCGAAUCCCAAUAACUCAACUCGACCAUUCCUCAGCAUUUUGACUCCUUCAGCACAAAUUGCCACUUGUUCAUUAUCUGAGCCAAUCGCUUUGAUUGAGCCCUCCAGCUAUAACAAUUUUGCUGAAACUCAGGAACCCAUAACACCUAACCUUGUUGGUGACCAGGAGAAAGCGGAGCAUAGGGGGGCUAAAUCCCUAGGUGAGAAAGGAGAAAUUAAGCUUGAUAUUAUACGAAGUAAACGUGAAAACAGGACUCAUAGACUGGCUCCUACUGGCCUUGGCAAUGAUCCGGUACGUCUGACUCCCAGAUCCAUUGAGGACUCAUUUCCUUGCAGCCACCAUCCUCCUUGCCUAAUCGCCUUUUCCAGCACCACCUUAUUCCACCCGAUCCAAUUGUUCAAUCCCCAGCGCUAUCUUCAGCAACAACAAUCAUCAACCCUUUUGCAGUCUUGGACAACAGGCCUCGCUUCCUAG
Protopolystoma xenopodis is the source of this 1392-nucleotide messenger RNA. Lineage: Eukaryota; Metazoa; Platyhelminthes; Monogenea; Polystomatidea; Polystomatidae. The record is from the annotation of a GenBank genome assembly.